GCGCUCGGCCCCUCCCCCCGCACUAACCUGCCCAAGACAGGAAGCUGCCUUCGAGACCCGUAAACAGGGUAAAAAAGCUGGUCGGCCGCAACUAUGGGAGCCGAAUUAAAGAGACCAUGGUCAUGAAAGUCGAAAAGAAGGAGUUACGGACGCCGUGGACAGAAAAACUAACCCGUUAACCUUGGUAUUAGUGGGCAGUAACUCGGACAGCCGCUUAGUGAGUCAUGGUACAGCGAUAAGUGUUCAUACUCGUGAGGUGGAUACUAACCAGGCGCUGACAGUGCUUUAAUUGUGAAGUCUGCGGUGUUGCGUGACGCUUGGGACAUAUUUGCCGUGUUUGAGAAGCAAGGAGCGGAUACCGUAAGUAAGUUUUUGGGGGGCUCAUUUUAAAUUUCCCUCCCUUUUUCGGACCGGGUAGAGAAGACGGGGGACCUACUCUGACCGAUUGGGUUAGCCGAGGCCUCGGAGGAGCAGUUUUUGUGUUGUUUACCGAGCACAAAGACUUGGAAAAAAAAACAGUUUGUCUCACCCUGUUUUUGGACAAGUUUAUCAGUGGAAAGUUGGACUUUGUUUUUGGCUAAAGUAACCGGCCAGAAGAUGGACUCGGGGAACUCAGCCUCUGCGCCUAUGGUUAAAAGCGGCAAAGAGAAGAAGUCUAAGAAAAACAUCGAAGAAGGCGACGUGAAAAAGAAAUUCACUUUCAAACGGCUGAUUCCAGAUGAGCUGGAACGGUUUACUAGCAUGCGGAUUAAGAAGGAGAAGGAGAAGCCCCUCCUUCCUGGCCAGCGACACUCCUUGGCCACGCAGUACGAGGUGCCCAGCCAGAUGCACGACCACUCUGAUGAGUACGUGCUGGAGCUCUUUGAGCAGAUGCUGGUGGACAUGAAUCUGAACGAAGAGAAGCAGCAGCCUCUCCGAGAGAAAGACAUCGCCAUCAAGAGGGAGAUGGUGUCCCAGUACCUGCACACCUCCAAAGCGGGUCAGAGCCAGAAGGAGAGCUCCAGGUCUGCGGUGAUGUACAUCCAGGAGCUGAAGGGAGACCUGAGGGAUAGCCAAUUACUGAGCUGCCUGGAGUCUCUGCGAGUGUCGCUUAGCAACAAUCCUGUGAGUUGGGUCCAGACAUUUGGGGACGAGGGACUUGCCCUGCUGUUGAACUAUUUGAAGAGACUACAGGAUGAAAAGGACGAAUACUCAGUAAAGUGUCAGCAUGAGAUCAUCCGCUGCCUGAAGGCCUUCAUGAACAAUAAGCACGGUCUGAAAGCCAUGCUCACCUCACGGGAUGGUAUCCCCCUGCUGGUGAGGGCCAUCAACCCCAGGGUGCCCCACAUGAUGGUUGAUGCUGUCAAGCUCUUGUCAGCCAUCUGUAUUUUGGAAAGCCCAGAGAACCUACAAGAGCGUGUGCUGGAAGCCAUCACGGAGUAUGCUGAGGAGCAGGACGUAGAGCGAUUCCAGCCUCUGCUGUCAGGGAUGCAGAAACCCAUCAUAGCCCUCAAGGCUGGCUGCAUGCAGCUCAUCAAUGCCCUGAUCAGUCGAGGGGAGGAGCUGGAUUUCAGGAUCCACAUUCGCUCGGAGCUCAAUAGGCUGGGUCUGAGAAACCUCCUCAAGGAUGUCCGGACCAUCGAGAACGAAGAGCUUAGGGUGCAGCUCAUGGUCUUUGAUGACCAGGCAGAAGAUGACUCGGAGGAGCUCAAGGUUCGACUUGACGAUGUGCGAGUUGAGAUGGAUGAUAUGAUGGAGGUCUUCCAGAUCCUGAUGAAUACAGUGAAAGACUCCAAGGCAGAGGCGCAUUUUCUGUCUGUUCUGCAGCACCUCCUCCUCAUCCGCAAUGACUACAUGGUCAGGCCGCAGUACUACAAGCUGAUUGAUGAGUGCAUCAGCCAGAUCAUUCUGCACCGGAAUGGCAGCGACCCUGACUUUAAGUGCAGGAGCUUCAAACUGGACGUGGAUGGGUUAAUCGACAACAUGGUGGACAAAACGAAGGUGGAAAUGAGUGAAGCCAAAGCCUUGGAGUUGGAGAAAAAGUUGGAUUCAGAGCUGACUGCACGCCACGAGCUGCAGGUGGAGCUUAAGAAGAUGGAAGGGGACUACGAUCAGAAGGUGCAAGACCUCAGCUCUGAGAAGGAACACCUGGGGCAGGAGAAGUUGGAGAAGGAGAAGGAGAACCAGAAACUCCAGAAAGACAUCAUCCAGCUUAAAGAGCAGAUAGAGAAGCUCUCCAAGGACCUGGAGGAUGCCAAGACGAAGGUCAUCACUGUGCCUGCACCUGUGCCUCAGCCGCCAACUGUCCCAGGAAGUGCUGGGAUGCCCCCUCCACCUCCCCCUCCUCCACUGCCUGGGCAAGCUGGGUUUCCUCCACCACCCGCUCCACCUCCUCUCCCUGGACAAAUUGGGUUGCCUCCUCCACCACCUCCCCUCCCUGGCCACGCUGGGAUACCCCCUCCACCACCGCUCCCAGGGCAUGCCGGGAUACCCCCUCCACCUCCCCUUCCAGGGAUGCCUGGUAUACCUCCUCCACCACCUCCACCCCCAGGAAUGCCUGGUAUGCCUCCUCCACCACCUCCACCCCCAGGAAUGCCUGGUAUGCCUCCACCACCACCACUGGCCCCAGGCAUGGCUCCGCCUCCCUUGAUGGGUAGCUGGGGUGUCCCAGCUGUACCAGUGCUACCUUUUGGCCUGGUCCCAAAAAAGACCUAUAAGCCCGAGGUACAGCUUAAGAGGGCCAAUUGGUCCAAGAUUGGACCCGAGGACCUGUCUGAGAGCAGCUUUUGGACCAAAGCGAAUGAGGACCGCUUUGAGAAUAACGAGCUUUUCGCCAAGCUCACUCUGGCCUUCUCCGCUCAGACCAAGUGUGAGUGUCCGAGCUCGAUGUCACGCCUGGCCGUGUCAGUGUCAUCUUCUGGGGUGCUGGAGCCCAGUGUGUGGAAAGUCACUGAUUUGAAUCAAUGUUACAUUUUUUGUUUUUCUUUCUCCCUCUGCUGCUGGCUGCUCCGACUGGACCCUCAGCCUCUAAAGGUAAGAGCUUUUGUGUAACGUUUGACAGCUCAGUUCAGUCAAGGUUUGAGACGGCUGGACUUCAUUAGCACAGCCUAUGCUGGGGAUGUAAAGACUGAUGGCGCUCCAGCCAUACAGGACAGCAUCUGCUAAUGGAUUUACACUGGACACACUUGUAAGCGCAUGAUUGAGGCACUUUUAUGGACCUGCUCUUUGCUAUUCUUUUUCUCUGCUAUUCCUUAUCUUUCCUACUUGGGUCACCCAUAUGGCCAGGCUGGGGGAGUCUUGUAUGAGGCCAGGUCAUGCUGGAGGUCCCUUUGGUUUCGGCGAGGCUUUCUGAGAGCUGUCCAGGAUGUGCUGAUCUCUUCCAGUGUUUGCCAUGCUCUCUUCCAGCAGUGGGUGAGGUGCAUGUCUGCUGGGUGUGGCUGCUGACUCCUCCCGCCCUCUGCCUUGGCACGUGUUCAUGCAUUCGCGCAUGCAGGGGUCCCAUAGCACUCCUUUUGAAAUGUAAUGCCUGACCUCAGUGAAACUGGUGUCUGUUGUUCUGGUGUGAAAGACAUUCUCACAUGUCUGUGUCCCAUGUUUUCCCACUCAAUGUCCUCCUGCAUCACAUGAGUCUCACACCCAUGUUGCUUUAUUUACGUCUGUGUGUCUAUAGUAGUGGAUCCCCAGCAGUUUAGUACAAACCUGGUUUUGUGAAAAUGUCAGGAUUCAUUCUCGCUUUUUUUCCUCUUUUUUCCCCUUUUUUGCUCUUGGGAGUAACCAAAAAAACGAACUCCUACCUGUGAACCCAUUGCCAUUGUUCUCUUCCCGCCCCCCCGUCAUUUCCAAGGCAGUAAUUAUCUGCGGUUUGAAAUGUCGACACCCCCUUUUCAGUUUCACCUCAUCUUUCCCUAAUCCCCUUUCCAUGCAGACGUCCCUGGCGGUUCUCACCACCAGCAGCACUCCGCUUGAUCCGUGUCCUGUUUGAAGUCUCUUCCAUUCCCCAGAUACCGUCGUCAGCCUGCCUGCACUUAGGAUGGCGGCCGUGUAUUUUAAUGUCGUCCGUCCGCCAGGAUUCUGCUGGUGUGAAGUCUGUUACCCAGCCGUCCCUCCUACUGUCUUGUGAGACUGGCCAUCUGGCUUCUAACACACAUCAACCUCACGUGCCCCGGUGUUUUCUGCCCUACUUCGUCGCUGCCGGGCGGAAACUGCGGUUCCCAGCUCAUUAAUUGGAGUCUCUCAUGCUCCCUCAGAUCAAAAGCACCACCGUGAGUGAUACUGGGUUUAUGGGGUCAGGAGGCCAUGGGGUCACAUGACGGCUACGCGCGGCAGGUGCCGUGAGCCGUCGAUGAGCUCCUGAUGCUGCCACUGUCCAUCGAAGUGGUUUGUGUUGCCCCAGCUUCUGCAGGAAAACUUGUGGAACGUUCUUGAUUGGCUUCCUGCUUACCAGCUGCCUUCUGCCUAUCACUGCAGCAGUUGGUGUUCUUUUGUUUGACCCACAGAUGGCGUGAUCCGCCAGCGGUGUCAUAAAUGUGGUCCACCCCCCUGUUUAUGCCAACCCCAGAGUUUUUGCUGGGCUCCUUAAACAGCACUGCUUGAGAUAAGGGUUGCAGAGGCAUAUCAGAAUCAUAAAUAAUCAGGUGGACUUUUUAAUAUCACGGUCACCGAAACAGAAUGCAGACACUGUUCCAUCAGGUGAUGAGAGAAAAUGUAGUCAGCUUUAGGAGACAGACUGGUGGGUAAGGGGAACCUGGUGGAUGUUUAGGGCAGGAUCAAAUGAGGGUGGGGUUGCCUGCAGAAAGGGCCAUUACUUCUCAUUUCCAGGCAGGUGUUGACUUUCAACCUAGUGUGACUGGUCUGUAGUAAAUAGGUUGUCCAUGGGUUUGGUCAUAGCUUUUACACUGGUGUGUUGGUUCUGUCGAUGGGUAACGGGAUCAGUAGUAUUUCCUGGUUAAACCUAUUCUUCUUUUGUCUAGACAUCCCAUAAAUGGAGCAAAAUCAAAUUCUGACAUUAAAAAUUCAGAUUAGUUGGUGAAAUAGUGUUCCUCCAGUGUGUGGGUGGCAUUUACUUUUAUGUCUUUUCCUUAGAUCAUCUCAAAAUGUCUGGCUCUGGCCGACGUGUUUAUGUAUUUGUAGGAUAGAUUCGCGGAUGUGAUCUCCUCUUUACUGUUAGCAGGUAACCAGCAUCUCCUCGGCCUGCUUCUCGACCUGGGCCCACUUCCUUCGCUGGGUGGCGCUAUGGUGGCUACCCGUUCUGGCACGGCCCAUGGCGUCAUGGUUCAACCACACGUGUGCUGGAGUGCUGACCCCAGGCAGGGGGGGCUGUAGGCGGUCAGAAAAACAUGACCCACGUAAGACCUGCAGCGUUUAAGGAUCCAUAUGCGGUUCCUCUCUUCUCACACAUGGGGCUUUUGGAAUGCCUCAGAUCACAAGGAAAAAGACCGCAUUCCAAGGGAGCCCUGCGAUCAUGCCAAGGAUGCUUUGACUGUGGAUCAGAAGCAGUUUAGCUUGACCAGAGGCUACAUGAGAGAGUAGCGCGGUGCUGUGAGGCAGCACUGCACGUGUCGCUCGCCUCUGGCCCUUUGCUCCCAGUCCCUUAUUUUUUAUUUUUUUAUUUUAAGCCUCGUCUUCCUCUCCAGUACAUCUGCUGGCUUGGCGCUGCCCUGCGUGCCAGCUUCGUGUCCUGAAUGCUGCCUGCUUUUGUCUGGGGGGAGUUGUUUUACAUGCUGAUUUACAGCAGCGGCAGUGGCUCUCCAUGUAUAACCUCUUUGUGGUAAUCUUUUAUUUGUGAAAGAUUAAGGUCUUCCCUGCCUGCUCUGGAUGAAAAGGCUCCCUUAGCAUUUAAAUAAGCAUCUGAUAUGUCCCCCACCCCCACCCCCCCAAAUAGCAGUUGAAGAGGCCUUUCUGAAUCCUGUGUAAACACCUCUCCCUGUCUGACGGGUUACUUACAAGGGGAGUGUUACUAACGCAGUAACAGGCACCACGGUAACACAGCCCCUGGCCUCACAUCUACUUCUGCUCUCCGUAUGUUUUCCAUGCAUCCCGCGUCCUAAAUCUGCCUGUUCUCUUGCUAUUUUUUUAAUGUAAUUCCCUAAACUGGAGCAGUGGAUUUCCAUGCUCUUCUUUUUUCUUUCAGAGGUUGUUAGCGGUUGUACUCAUCGGUGUUUAGAAGUCGCAUUUUAAUCAUGUCGGGAAGAAAGAAAGGGAGGAAAAAAACAUUAAAAGCAUAAAGUCAUCGCCCAUAUCACAGCCCCAUCUGCAGCGAUUUUAUCUUUCAUUAUUUCCGUUCCUCCCCAAGGGUUAACUCCUAAGCAGCUCGAUCUGGCUGCCGCUUUGAUGCUACUGAUCACACUAAAAAGGAUCUUCAAAGAGGGAGAUGACAAGAUAGGGGCGUUAGCGCGUUGUGCCUGGUGGCAGAGCUCCAGCCGCGCGUGGCCCGACAGCAUGGGGGGGGGUGGUCUGUCUGUCAUCAAGAUGGCACUGCUAGUUGCGUGUGCUGGUGCAGCUUUUUUUUUUGUGCUGUUUCUCUCAUUGUCUGUGUUCUUUUUAGAGCAGAAUCACACGUAAACAUGCGGAGAUGCAUAUAUGGUCUCGUAUGUCCAUCCAUCUAUUCUCCAAACCGCUUAUCUUACUGGGUUGCGGGGGUCCGGAGCCUAUCCCGGAAGGAAUGGGCAUGAGGCAGGGAACAACCUAGGAUGGGGGGCCAGCCCAUCGCAGGGUCUCAUGUAUGAAUGUGCAUAUAAUACUGUAUUUGGGUGCUCAUUGUUGAACGUGCUAGGCAAAGGGUGUCCUUUUAUUAUUGGCUGCAUACUUUUGGAAGUGCGUUUCUCCUAGCCUGGCAGCAUGAAGUGUCCUCCACCUUUUACCCUCAGCGUGGUCGUCCAACUACCUGGCCGUUCAGGCCCCAAGCGCCCAGCGUGGAGCUCGAGGGGAAAGGGGGGGCAGCUGUGGGACUGGCGCACCAGGACAUGUCAAGCUUAGGUUUGGUUCUCGAGUGUCUGCCAGGGAAUGGCAGUGUUCUGUCACCGGCGGCAACCGGUAGGGUGAGUGAAGCAGGUGUGGCAUUUAAAGCUCCUGUUAACAGGCGUGGUAUUUAAAGUCAGCAUUUCCUGCUCGUGUUUCUGACCUCGGUCUAAAAUCUCUGACGUCUGUUCACAGUAAAUAAAAGCAGAUUUUUUGCUUACUCUUUUUUUUUUUUCUUUUUUAAGAUGCCCCGAAAAGUGCUUUUAUUUAGCUCAGAUGGGUGAGUGCUUUUCGCUAGCCGGUUCCGUGCCAGUACUCUCCCUUCCCUCGGCCCGCUUGCGUGGAAGAUGGCACGCUCGCGCCGGAGCAGUUAAUCAAGGUCGGCGCUCCCUCUCAGCGCACCCGCAGAUUAGUGCUCUCCGGGGUCCCUAAAGACUUUCAUUCCGUCCAUUCGCAGGUACGGCUCGUGCCCCACUGGCCCUGCCGUGCUGAAUUUUUAACUCGCCUUCUGAAUUAAAAAUACACGACAGCCUGGAGUAAAAGGCUAAUCUGCUCAAGUGAUGAGUG
Messenger RNA from Brienomyrus brachyistius, 7503 nucleotides. Its product is annotated as protein diaphanous homolog 1. Gene Ontology annotation, biological process: actin filament polymerization; actin cytoskeleton organization. The transcript has 17 exons. Lineage: Eukaryota; Metazoa; Chordata; Actinopteri; Osteoglossiformes; Mormyridae. The record is from RefSeq and is a predicted model, not a curated record. Bases 598 to 3030 code for a protein of 810 amino acids. Gene Ontology annotation, cellular component: actin filament; cytoplasm. Gene Ontology annotation, molecular function: actin binding; small GTPase binding; microtubule binding.